GACCCCUGGCUUCCUUCCUUCCCUCGCUUCCCCAUAGCUCUUUAGCAGCCUGGGCCAGUUGUGAGCCCACCUUGGGCGAAAGAGAAUGUGGGUCGGCCUCUGCCUUGCCCUGGCCGUCCUGCAGGGGGGGCUGGUGGCCAGCGGGGGGCCUGGGUCAGAGUCCAGCACGGCCAACUGGUCAACAGGACUGGACCUCUCUGGUCUCAGCCCCACAACCUGGACUGUGCCCCCUGCCAUGAGGGAAACAACUGCCAAUGGGAUGCAUGGUGCCAACGGAGAGCCAGCAGAGGCCCCCCUGACCUGCAAUGGGGAGGACGAAUGCCCCCCAUGGAGCCACUGCGAAGACCAGGCUGGGCGCAACUCCUGCCACUGUGGCCUGGGCUACCACCUCCUCCCUGCCCUGGGCUGUGUGCCAGCCAGGGCCUUCCCUGCCCGGCUGCUAAUGCUCCUGCAACCGCCAUCCCCUCCGGAAGCCCUGGGCUGGUGGACCUCAGAGCGGCCAGAGGAGUUGCAGGGGUCCCGGGUGGCCGCCCAACUCCAGAGCUUGUUCCAGCAGAUUUUGGGGCACCUGGACGGGUACCUGGGAACAUCUAUCCAAGAGCUGAAGUGGCCCAGCCUGGAAGCGACUCUGAUGCACCAUUUCUCAGCCUGGGUGCUGGUCACGAUCCAAGAGGUGGAAGUGGCUGUUGCCGCCUUCAGGACGCGGUGCCACGACAACAGCAGCCCCCUCAGCCGUACCCCGGCUUGUGCUCUCCUGCGCCAUGUGGGCACCUACCAGAGCCUGGGCCUCUGUGACUUUGACCCCUGCGACUCCACCUCGGCCACCUGCUCCUCCCAGGAUGGCCUCCUCCGCUGCACCUGCCGGCCCGGCUACCUCCAGGUCCACCCCAUGGAUCACACCUGUGCAGUUUGCAGCAGUGGCUUUUGGCUUCAAGAUGGCACCUGUUCCAGGUGCCCAUUUGGGUUCAGUGGUCCUGGCUGCCAGGAGCCCUUCCUGCUGGCUUUGGUUGCAGUCUCCUGCGUUGCUGGCCUGGUGAUCCUCCUCCUCUUCCUCCUCCUGGUUGUCUUUCGUUUGGGAAGAGCUCAGCCCUCCCAAGAGCCCCACAGCCCCCCACAGCUUCCUCUGCACUCUCCGACCCUGAGUCUGCCGCGGGUGCGACCCCCUUGGACCACUAUGGAGGCCCCGGUGCCCCACGCAGGCAGCCGCCCGGCCCCCUUGCCCCAAUGGUGGGAGUUGGACGGGGGCCCACGCUUGGCAGCGGACACCCCCAGCAUGAAGACCUUCCUGGGGUCCCCCAGAAGGUCCCCCUCUGCCGCAGCCCCACAGCCCCUGGGGGGGACCAGCAACUUCGUUUUUGUGGGCGAUGGAGAGGAGGGGGGCAAGAGAAGCUUCUUCUGAAGAACUGGGUGUGGGUCUUCUUUGGCCUUGGACUAUUGACUUUGGGCUGAGCUGCCCUCCACCAGAAAAAGAGACGUAAAGCCAAGGUCAGCCCCCCAUUUUCCUCCCCUUGGCGCUUGGGGCCAGACUCUGUACAGCUCUGCAGGCAAUGUGGGGCUGGAGGGUGGGUCUUCUGGGGAGGGUGAAGUGGAGGGCAGGAUAGGCUGUUUUUGGUUGACUUGAACAGGACCCUCACCUCCAAAAGGCUGCUUCCCCCCCAUUAUUGGUAUCUGUAGCUAAAGUGGGGAGGGGGUAUCCGGGAGUCUUUAUUCCAACCCACCCACCCCCCCAAAUUGCAUCUCCUCCUCUUGGCAGAGGUUGCCCAAGGGGCCUUGGCUCCUUCUUCUUCUCCCCAUUAGAAAUCUAUUCUAAGCAAAAGCCCCUGCAACAUCUCCCCCUUUGUUGGGACCCUCCCCCUUUUGGGUCCAUUCCUCAUCAGCCAUGAAUAUAAAUAUAAACCCCCCCUCACUGCUGACCCCCCCCCAGAAAAUCUUUGCUGAAACUCUCCCAUUUAUUCUGCAAAGUUGCAGUAAAACGGGGGUCUGGAAGAGAGGGUCUGGAUUUGCAAUGUGUGGGAGAUGUUCCAUUCUCUUUGCACCCGGGGUAAACAGCAGCUCUUCACCUGCAGCUGUUAUCAAAAGGGGUUUUAUGGCAAGGUGGAGGACAAGGCUUGGCCCUGCCUCAGCCCUCCUCCUCCUCCUCCUCUUCCCAAGUCCAAGGUCCCGCAGGGCGGGUGGCCGGCUGGGCAGCUUCCUGGGCCAAGGAGCCAUUGACUGAGGAAGCAGCAGAGCCGAGACCACCAUGUUUUUUAAAUAGCAAGUCACAGGUCUUUUAAAGUUUGCUUUUGGAAAGCCAGAAAUAAACAUAUAAAUGUGGCCAAAGG
Molecule: messenger RNA, 2321 nt
Organism: Sceloporus undulatus (fence lizard)
Lineage: Eukaryota; Metazoa; Chordata; Lepidosauria; Squamata; Phrynosomatidae
Product: protein HEG homolog 1-like
Exons: 12
Coding region: 86-1399 (437 amino acids)
Biological process (GO): heart development
Source: RefSeq, a predicted model, not a curated record